Salvia miltiorrhiza (redroot sage) is the source of this 1987-nucleotide messenger RNA. Its product is annotated as pentatricopeptide repeat-containing protein At2g17525, mitochondrial. NCBI's taxonomy places the organism in Eukaryota, Viridiplantae, Streptophyta, Magnoliopsida, Lamiales, Lamiaceae. Bases 1 to 1881 code for a protein of 626 amino acids. The record is from RefSeq and is a predicted model, not a curated record. Gene Ontology annotation, molecular function: protein binding. The transcript has a single exon.
AUGUCUAAUAUCUUCAAAGUUUCAAAAAUCCUAAUAAUCAGUAAAAGGGGCUUGCUUUUUUCCUCACACAAUCGAUUGAGAUUCAUCUCAGCUGCAGCAGCCUCUGUUUUAGUUCCAACCCACCACCAAAUAAGCCGUCUCAUUUUGGAGCAGAAAUCAGCCAACGAAGCUCUCAAAACCUUCGAAUGGGCCUCGGCGAUUCCCAGCUUCACACACGAUGUCUCCACGUACCGAGCUUUGAUCCACAAGCUCUGCACUUUUCGACAGUUCAAUGUCGUGGAGAAGCUGCUCGACGAAAUGCCUAAGAGAAUUGGUACUUUACCGGAUGAAGACAUUUUCAUUACCAUCGCCCGUGGUUUCGGGCGGGCUAGAAUGAUCAGGGAAGUCAUCAGAGUUCUCGACAUGGUGGCCAAGUUUGGGAAGGCUGCGCCGUCUUUGAAAUUAUUGAACACGAUUCUUGAUGUUUUGGUGAAGGAAGACAUUGAUAUAGCUAGGGAGUUUUACAGGAAGAAAAUUGUGGGAAUUGGUUUGAAAGGUGAUGAUUACACUUAUGGGAUUCUGAUGAAGGGCUUUUGCUUGACGAAUAGAAUCGGGGAUGGGUUUAAGCUGCUGCAGAUAAUGAAGAAUCACGGUGUUGAGGUUAAUGUUGUUGUGUACAACACUUUGAUUCAUGCCCUUUGCAAGAAUGGGAAGGUUGGUAGAGCUAGGAGCAUGAUGAAUGAGAUGGGAAAAUACAGUGAUGUGACCUUCAAUAUCUUGGUAUCGACGUAUUGCAAUGAGGGAAAUCUUGUGCAGGCUCUGGUGAUGGUGGAGAAGUGUUUUAGCAGCGGCUUUGUGCCCGAUGUUAUUGCCUUGACUAAGUUGGUAGCGCUUCUGUGCAGCGAGGGGCGUAUCUCAGAGGCGGUUGAGGUGAUGGAGAGGGUGGAGGCGAAGGGAGGGGCUCUUGAUGUCGUGGUUUACAACACGUUGUUGGAGGGUUUUGUGAAAGCAGGGAAGGUUAAAGGAGGAUGUGGCUUCCUUAGGCAGAUGGAGGUGAAGGGUUGUUUACCGAAUACAGAGACCUACAAUGCUCUGAUCUUAGGUUUCUGCGAGUCUCAUGAGAUGGAUCAAGCUCUUGAUCUGUUUCACGAGAUGAAGAGGGCCGGUGUCCGUUGGGAUUUUGUAACGUUUGAGACGCUAACGUAUGGGUUUUGCUCGAUGGGAAAGACUCGUGAUGGAGUGGAAAUCUUCGAGCUUAUGCUCGAGGAGAGAGGGGGAUGUGGUGGAAGGAUUGCUUCUUGCAAUAGCAUUCUAUACGGUUUGUACAAGAGUGGCAAUGUUGGUAAAGCGCUUGAGUUUCUCAACUACAUGAGGAUUUGGUUUCCUCGAGGCGUGGCUCAUACUCUCACGAUCCUACGGCUAUGUGAAGAGGGCAACGCAGACGAAGCUAAGCUAGUUCUUGAUGAGAUGAGGGAGAGGGGGAGCGUUCCGAGUGCUCUAGUUUAUGCGAGUUUGGUGCAAGAGUACUGCAAGAAGGGAUGCAUGAAGGAGGCGGUGGAGCUCGUGAAUGAGAUGAUAGGGCUCGAGUAUUUCCCCGUUGCAUCGACGUUUAAUGAGCUGAUCAGUGGGUUCUGCAAGCAGGGGAAAGCUGGGAUUGCAGUGAGGCUCAUGGAGGACUUGAAGAUGAGAGGCUGCCUGCUUGAUUCGGAGAGUUACGGGUUCGUAGUCGACGCGUUGUGCAGUGAAGGAGAGCUGCAGCAGGUUUUUGUGAUGUAUAUGGAGAUGAUGGAGAGAGGCAUUGCUCCAAAUCAUGGGACAUGGAAUUCAUUGACUGUGAUGACUAUGGAAGGGAAGAAUAGGUUGUCUGAGAAUAGACUGUUGGAAAGGCUGAUAAGGAGCUGAUUUUUGGACACUUUCAUGUAGAAUUCUUGAAUUGUAUGACAACUAAAUGUGUUGUUUUAACUAUGGGUUAUUAGUGCAUAAAUACACCAAUUUUGGGACAAAUUCA